This is a messenger RNA of Chanos chanos (milkfish), 3280 nucleotides long. It is a transcript of the gene gas6, whose product is annotated as growth arrest-specific 6. The record is from RefSeq and is a predicted model, not a curated record. Bases 422 to 2380 code for a protein of 652 amino acids. NCBI's taxonomy places the organism in Eukaryota, Metazoa, Chordata, Actinopteri, Gonorynchiformes, Chanidae. The transcript is spliced from 15 exons. Gene Ontology annotation, molecular function: calcium ion binding. Gene Ontology annotation, cellular component: extracellular region.
CGAGGCAUGUCGCCUACCGCAGUGAGUAGCCAACGUGAAUACAGCAAAUUUCCGUCGUGAGCACUGGCACAGCCCUACAGAAAAAACACUACCUUGCAGAGGAAAAGUCUGCAUUGGGAACUCCCUUCGCGUGCACGCUACAGAGUUAACUUUCCACCAAUAAUUCGUCGAAUCUGCCGCUCACGUUCUGGACACAAGGGAGACGCGAUGGGGGCAAAAUAAAGAGAGGGGGCAACGCUGCAGAUUCAGUUGUUUUCAGUCCUUUUGGUAUGUGGCAAGGUCUGAGAAAGCGUACAGUUGAAUGUAGCAACGGACUCCGCUGCGAAGUGAAGGCUUUCGCUUUUUAACGGAUAUUGUUGGGUUGCUUCACUGGAUUGCCAGAGAAAGGAAAACUUUCCCUAUUCCUGACGCAGGAGCAAACAUGCCUUUCACCUCGGGAGAGUUUCUGUCGGGUUCCCUCCUAAUCCUACUGCUCGCCUCCUGGUCUUCGGAGUUGUCGUUGUCCCCGGAGGAGGCAAACCAGUUCCUCAAAAGGUCGAGGAGAGCGUACCAGGUAUUUGAAGAAACUAAACAAGGACAUUUGGAAAGGGAAUGUGUGGAAGAGGUAUGCAGCAAAGAAGAGGCGAGGGAAGUGUUUGAAAAUGACCCUGAGACGGAUUACUUCUACCCAAAGUAUUUAGUGUGUCUGGACAAGUUUGGUAACUCAGAGAAGAAAAAGGCAGACCUGGUCACCUGCGUUCACAACAUUCCAGACCAAUGCUCAUCCUCACCCUGUAAUGCUAAGGGUACGGUGCGCUGUGAGGACAAAAAAGGGGACUUUCAUUGUCACUGCUUUACCGGGUGGAGCGGUGUCAUGUGUGAGAAAGAUGUCAAUGAAUGCAGUAAGAGAAAUGGAGGGUGUGACCAUGAGUGCAACAACACGAUGGGGAGCUACCGUUGCUCCUGUUACCAAGGUUACAAGCUGUCCGGCCAUCAUAUGUGUCUGGAUGUGGACGAGUGUCAGGACGUCCCAGAUGUGUGCGGGACGGCGCGGUGUAAUAAUCUAGUGGGGAGUUAUGAGUGUCUGUGUGAGGAGGGCUAUGUUUAUGACAACCAGACCAAAUCCUGCCUGGAUGUGGAUGAGUGUGAGUCAGGGGUGUGUGCUGAGGAGUGUGUGAACACACCUGGGAGUUUCCGCUGCUUCUGUGACGGGCGGCAGGGAAAAAAGCUGGGGCAUGAUUUGAGGAGCUGUGAGCCCAUUGAGGCCUGUGUUCCUUUAGAGUUGAAGAGGAACUCUCGUUCUCUGUAUCUUGGGCGUAUGUUCAGUGGUAUUCCUGUUGUCAGGCUGCGUUUCCGCAGGAAAGUACAGACAGGCUUCACAGCAGAAUUUGAUCUGAGGACGUACGACACGGAAGGCGUCAUCUUCUUCGCCGGCGGACACCUCAACAGCUCCUGGAUCGUCCUUGCAAUGCACCAUGGGAAACUAGAGCUGCAGCUGAAGUACGGGGCGGUGAGCAGAGUGACCAGCAGCGGUCCGCUGGUGAACGACGGACAGUGGCACAAGAUCUCGGUGGAAGAGCAGGGGCGGAGCUUGGUGAUUAAGAUUGACAGGGAGGCAGUGAUGAAGAUAGCAGUGAAUGGGGAUCUGUUCACAUUGAACAAAGGCAUGCAUGAGCUCAAUCUGACGGUGGGCGGGGUUCCCUUUAAAGAGGACGGCCUCGUCAGUAAGGUGAACCCCAGGCUAGAUGGCUGUAUGCGGGAGUGGCGCUGGCUGACAGGGGAGGACACCUCCAUCCAGGAGACCAUCCGCAACAACGAGAGGAUGCAGUGCUUCUCCAGCGAGGACCAGGGCUCCUACUACCCUGGCCAUGGCUUUGCCUUCUUCAACCACAGCCACGGUGACCCCCGGGUGCUUAAAGUAGGGCUGAGUCUGCGACCAGCCUCCACUGUGGGAGUGCUCUUUGCUCUCAUUCAUCAGGAGAGCGUCCCCUUCUCCAUCUCUCUCUCUGAUUAUCACCCCGGGAAGAAAGAGUGGCACGAGCAUGUGCUGGUAGCUUUCGGCGACGUGGUCGUCGCCAGUGCUCCGGUCUCCCUGUGCGACUCAGAAACCCACGUGGUGAACGUGACGCUCUCCGGGAACCAGACCGUCCUGGAGGUGGACGGCCAACUGGGCCAGACCGAACCUCACGAGAGGCUAGAAGCUCCGGACCUUUCCUCCUCAUACAGCACCUUCUUAGGAGGACUACCAGACGUGUCGCUGGUGUCCACCCCGGUCUCGGCCUUCUACACAGGCUGCAUGGAGGUGACGGUGAACGGGCAGCCGCUGGGCCUGGACGAAGCACAGCACAAACACAACGACAUCCGCUCUCACGCCUGCCCCAUGGUGGGAGACCAUCAGUGACCCUCCCGAAUCGCCGAAACCCCGUACAAUACUGUUCCCAACCCCCUCCGUGCCCCUGGCUGAUACUGAAAGGCCUCGGCGGACGUUAGCCAUAUAGCAUUAACUUCUCAGUGCCACGUGACUGAGGUUUUUCCUCCUUAGCUAAUUCGACUGGGUCAUUUCAGGUCAGUCAGGGAGAAGGGCAGUGGGGACAGAUGUUGUACUAGGUUAUAAUGCUGAAUAAUGGCCUUACCAAGCCAGAACCCUUAAAAAAAAACAAUCUUUACAAGUCCCCUCAGUUCCCUAAAUCUUAGCCUCCCAAAAUCAUCUCUCAAACCCCACCGUUCUUCAGAAUACACCUCUGAUACUUAGUGUGACACUCAUACACACACACACAAACACAUGCCAGUUAUUCAGUGACUUUGCUGCACCAUAGACUUCCUCUUCUCCAUAUUCACAACGUGCCCCUCCCCCUCCAGUAAGAAACGAUACACACAAGAUUAUAGACACUGAAACUUGUAUAUUUAUGUAAUAGUCACUGCGAACACAAGGGAGGAGGUGUAUACUUUACAUUAUAGACCCGAAGCACUGCGCAGACACACAGGCUACUGAGACAGAGAAAGUGCGCUGUAAUAUAGUGUAUAUGUAAAUAAGUGACUGUACAAUGCUUUUUAGAGAACAAAAAAAAACAAAACAAAACAGAACAAAGAGCAAAUCAACUGCCUAUCCGUUUUUGUUUUUUUUUCUUUAGAAUAAGCCAAAAUUGGAUUCAGUUAUCCGCGGCUUAAGUAGGUGCUCAGAGUCAAAAUAUAUUUUCCUCAAUAUUUUAUGAUCACUGAGUUCCUCGUUUGGUUUUAGUAUAAGUGUUUUUUUUUUUAAUCUUCUGUAUUGUACAUGGAAACUUUUUGAUUUUUUUUUUUG